Molecule: messenger RNA, 1519 nt
Organism: Thermothelomyces thermophilus ATCC 42464
Lineage: Eukaryota; Fungi; Ascomycota; Sordariomycetes; Sordariales; Chaetomiaceae
Exons: 1
Coding region: 123-1244 (373 amino acids)
Source: RefSeq, a predicted model, not a curated record
ACCGUAUCCCGGUCGUUUCGUCAUCCUACAAUACUCCGUACUUGUAAAUAAUUACCUAUUUCCGCAGAGCGGCACAAGUAAUAAUCCUUCCGAAUCCGGCUUCCAUACCUUAUUACCACACAAUGUCGUUUCCCUCGCCUCCCGCAGGUGCCAAGGGCGCCCUCGACUCUGCCGAUCCUCUGCCCGUGGUCGUCGAACAAGUCACACCCGCCUGGUUCACCAAGAUCCUCGGCCGCCCUGUCGCGACGGCGGAGCUGGUCGAGCCCAUCCACGGAACGGCGAGCAAGCUUCUCUACAAGCUCACAUACGAGGACAGCCAGGAUGCCGAGUCGCUGCCCACCCACGUCUGCGUCAAGGGCGGCUUCAACCCGGACCUCGUCAAGCUGCACCCGUCCCUGAACGCCGUCUACCGCCGCGAGGCCGAGUUCUUCUACCACAUCGCCCCCACCGUGUCGAUGCGCCUCCCGCCCGUCUGGUACGCCGGCAGCGAUACCGUCACGGGGCAGGGCAUCGUGGUCCUCGACGACCUCAAGGCCAAGGGCUACAAGUUCGGCGACCCGCUCGAGGCCUGGCCGGUCGAGCGCGUGCGCGCCGGCGUCGAGGAGCUCGCCAAGCUUCACGCCAAGACGUGGGGGGCGAAGCCGGCCGACUUUCCCUGGCUCAAGGAGGGCCUCUCGCUCCGGGAGGUUAUCCUGUCCCUGAUGGCCGAGUCCGAGUGGCCGAAGCGCUUCUUCGACGAGGCGGCCAAGCCGCCCGUCACCGACGAGAUGACGAACCGCGAGCGGAUGAUCCGCGCCUUCAAGACGCUCUGGGCGACGACGAACCAGGACCACCUGUGUGUCGUGCACGGCGACUCGCACAUUGGCAACACCUUCAUCACGCCCUCGGGCGAGCCCGGCUUUCUCGACUGGCAGGGCCUCCACUUCAACUCGUUCCUUCACGACGUCACCUACUUCAUCGUCGGCGCGCUGACCAUCGAGGACCGGAGGGCGAACGAGGUUGAGCUCUUUGAGCACUAUCUCGCCACGCUGCACAAGGCCGGCGGUCCGAAGCUGGACAAGGAGGCCAUCUGGGACGAUUACCGGAAACAUCAUUUCCAUGGCUUCGCCUGGGCCCUGACGUCGCCCAUGAUGCAGCCCAAGGACAAGGUCGACGCCAUGACGGCGAGGCACGUUGCCGCCAUCGUCGACCACAAGAGCUUGGAAUUAUUGGAGAGUCUCCCCGGCUAUGUCAAGGAGGUGUAAUUCUGGUUGGGCCAAUGGGAGGGGCUGAGGAUUUAGCAAUCGUGUGACCGCCUAACAUAUCAACUAUCUGCGCCUCAUGUUACUCGAGAGACAAUUGAGUGGGAUUCGUUUGAUGUGGCGUUAUGUGGCCCGAAACAAUUCCUGGGACUGGAACUACCAGCGCGGGCUAACCGAAGCCCUGGGUCUCCUGCGCAAGAAAAAAACCUCUGUUUUAAGUUAGGUUGGAAGCGAGAACGGGAUGGUUCCACCCUCGGCACUACAACAAAACGUGACUG